Messenger RNA from Guillardia theta CCMP2712, 1881 nucleotides. RefSeq lists its product as hypothetical. Lineage: Eukaryota; Cryptophyceae; Pyrenomonadales; Geminigeraceae. The record is from RefSeq and is a predicted model, not a curated record. The transcript has 11 exons. Bases 1 to 1881 code for a protein of 626 amino acids.
AUGGCGACUAGGUUGGCAGUCGCAGUUUGCUUGUUGGUCAAUGUGCAUGGUGCACAAGAUACGUUCCCGCAGCCAUGGGUGUACGAGAGCUCGGGAUCGACUCCAGGAAGCACUUGCGAUCCCUCCAACCCUGCCACCUGCUCUCCCUCUUCCUACUCGCACGACCCCAAUGCGCGGAACCCGAUGUUUUUCAGCUCGCGAUGGGGCAACGCGCAGGGUGUGGAUUCAGACCCGGGAGGGUUCGGCAUGGAAGGUUUCCCAGCCCGGUCCUGUCUCGAUCUCGCCAAGAAGCCAUACUUCAGCAGCGGGGUGUACUGGCUGCAGCCAGCAGGCUACGAUCGGCCGUUUCAGGGAUACUGCGACAUGGACAGCUUCGGAGGAGGUUGGCUGAUGUGCUACACGACCUCCGACGCCGUGCACAUGUCGACUGAGACGAGCUCCUCGCAGCCAUACGGGGUCGACGGCUACAGGUCGGACUGCACGAGGUAUCCUUUCAACCAGGUCAUGUACGUGUACCAUCCCACCCUCCCUGGCAGCGCCGAGGACAAGGCUUGGUUCUCCUUCCGGGGCCAGAAUGCCCUCGUCGCUCAGCGGUCAGGGUUUAGUGGGUCAGUGAACGCGUCAUGGGCAGCGGGCAGUGGCGUCCUCGGCCUCCUCUUCGACUCCAAGUAUCAGGCGUCUUCGCGAACGCCGAGCUGCAUACAGGAGCGAACAAACUUCGCUUGCAAGGUUCCGGUUGUGGUAGGGAGCAAGUUUCAAGAGUGCCCCGAUUGCUUUGCGGUUCAGCCUCAGAUGGGCAAUGCGAGUUGUACUUCUCCAGACUUCUCGGUGUGCUGGUGCGAUCCUGUUCACAGCAGCGGAUGCGUCCAGCCCAACUCUCCUCCUGUGCUGCUCCAGCUUUCAGCGCAGCAUGAUGCAGUCACCAACUUCUACGCUGGCUGGGUCGUCAUGAUUGUGGGGGGUACAGGAAGCGGGCAGACAAGAAUGAUCCUCUCCAGCACGGGAGGCUCCUGCUCCUCGUCCUCCUUCUCCACAGCUGCUUCGUGCAUCGACGGCGGCGCAACCUGGAUGAACGGGCCUGCAAAGAUUCAGCCGGAGUCAACAUGGGCGACGCUGCCAUGCUCAGACCCAAAGGUGGAUGGCUAUAUCUGCAAUGCGACAUGUACAGACACUUACCCAGCAGAUGGAACAACUUGCAACAAUGGUGAAGUCUACCCCACGCUGUCGACAUGCUCGAGCGCUUGCCAGUCCUACACCGGAGCCUCCUCCUGCUCUUAUCGCUGCACGACAGUUUACAAGAUCUACUCCCCCUACGAGUGCACGGACCUCGACUGGGAAUGCGGGUAUUUCUCCAAAGGAGGCGUUAGAAGGGGAUACACCCCUUCAACGGUCUCUUGUACUGGUCAGUGUCAGUGCGACAACGCUGGCGUCCCGCGCUGCUCGGGGGGAACGGGAACUUGUACGUGCAUAGCGAGUGAAUCGAGCUCAGCGCCGUCCUCGGCCCCGUGGAGCCAGAGUGUCUUCCGUCUUGCUAGCGGCGUCAACCCGGAUGGAUGUACGGGAGCCUUCAGACUGUGUCAGGGCUCCAACCCGUAUGCUGGCUACCAGCUCGUCAUUAACGGACAAACGAGAACGAUCGUCGGGUACAGCGGCUACCACAAGGUCGUCAAGGUUGACUCUCCCUUGCAAGUUGGUCCUGUUCCAGCUCCCAGCGAGGACGCGACUUAUGAGAUGAAGCUUGCUCAAGAAUGUAGCAACGUCUACAACAAUCAGAGAGAGAAGAGUGCGUGUGCUGCUACCCAGUACUAUCAGGUCAAGUUUGUUGUCUUGAAGGUUUCAAUCCGGUACCUCAACAUCAGCGACGUCAACUGCUCACACUGA